AACAAAGAGGAACAGAAAUCAGGUUCCCGCCAGCUUCUCUUGGUUUUUGAUGGUCGUCUUCUUCUCCUUAUAACACUCCCCAAAACGCUCUCUUUCUGUUUCCAAGUAAAAAAAAAAAAAAAAACAAAGAUAGUUUCUCCACCAUCAUAAUGGAAUCUCAAUCGAGAUCUAUCCACAAUAAACGCUGGAUGGCAAUGAUUCCGGCGCUUCUCUUCCUGUCUCUGAUCCACGGCGUUCACUGCUUCUACCUUCCCGGCGUCGCCCCCGAGGACUUCCAAAAGGGAGAUCCUUUGAAAGUGAAAGUGAACAAAUUGACGUCUAUAAAGACACAACUUCCUUACUCCUAUUAUUCGCUUCCUUUUUGUACACCAGAAAAGAUAGUGGACAGUGCGGAGAAUCUUGGGGAAGUGCUUCGUGGUGACCGUAUUGAAAACUCUCCUUACGCAUUUACAAUGCAAGAGCCACAAUUGUGUACUGUUCUUUGCCGGAUUAUGAUUGAUGCCAAAACUGCAAAGCAGUUUAAAGAGAAGGUUGACGAUGAAUAUCGAGUCAACAUGAUCCUGGAUAACCUUCCCCUUGUUGUCCCUAUUAAAAGAUUAGAUCAGGCUUCUAAUACUGUUUAUCAGCUUGGCUACCAUAUUGGGCUUAAAGGCCAAUAUGCCGGGAACAAGGAGGAAAAAUAUUUCAUUCACAACCAUUUGGCAUUUACGGUCAAGUAUCAUAGGGAUCUGCAAACUGGCUCCUCUAGAAUUGUGGGAUUUGAGGUUAAACCAUACAGUAUUAAACAUGAAUACGAGGGGAAAUGGAGUGAGAAAACUCGUUUAACAACAUGUGACCCCCAUAUGAAACGCAUGGUAGUUAAUUCUAACACUCCUCUAGAAGUUGAAGUAAACAAGGAAAUUAUAUUCAGCUAUGAUGUUGAGUACCAGGAGAGUGAUGUGAAGUGGGCAUCUAGAUGGGAUUCGUAUCUUUUAAUGAGUGAUGACCAAAUACACUGGUUCUCAAUUGUCAACUCUUUGAUGAUUGUCCUUUUCCUUACGGGCAUGGUAGCUAUGAUUAUGCUAAGAACACUUUACCGUGACAUUUCUAAGUAUAAUGAGCUUGAGACCCAGGAAGAAGCCUUAGAAGAGACAGGUUGGAAGCUCGUACAUGGUGAUGUUUUCAGGCCUCCGUCUAAUUCUGAUCUACUCUGUGUUUAUGUUGGCACUGGUGUUCAAUUUUUGGGCAUGGUACUUGUUACCAUGAUCUUUGCCGUUCUUGGAUUUCUUUCCCCUUCAAACAGAGGUGGUCUCAUGACAGCUAUGCUCUUACUUUGGGUUUCCAUGGGCAUUUUUGCUGGCUAUGCCUCUACCAAUCUAUACAAAAUGUUUAAAGGAGCAGAGUGGAAGAAAAUAGCUGCCAAGACUGCAUUCAUGUUCCCAGCCAUUGUCUUCGUUAUCUUUUUUGUUCUAAAUGCUCUCAUAUGGGGCCAGAAGUCUUCUGGGGCUGUACCAUUUGGAACUAUGUUUGCUUUGGUCUUCCUAUGGUUUGGAAUUUCAGUUCCACUUGUUAUCGUGGGCGGUUAUGUUGGCUUCAAGAAGCCAGCAAUGGAGGAUCCUGUGAAGACGAAUAAAAUCCCAAGGCAAAUACCUGAGCAGGCUUGGUACAUGAACCCAAUCUUCUCCAUUCUGAUCGGAGGAAUACUUCCAUUUGGAGCUGUUUUCAUCGAACUGUUCUUCAUUCUUACCUCAAUCUGGCUGAAUCAGUUUUACUACAUGUUUGGUUUCCUGUUCUUGGUCUUCAUUAUCCUCCUUAUCACUUGCGCUGAAAUAACCAUCGUGCUUUGCUACUUCCAGUUAUGCAGUGAAGAUUACAAGUGGUGGUGGAGGUCAUAUCUCACAUCCGGCUCCUCGGCCCUGUACCUAUUCCUCUAUGCUGCAUUCUACUUUUUCACCAAGCUGGAGAUCACUAAGCUUGUUUCUGGCCUCCUAUACUUUGGAUACAUGUUAAUUGCUUCAUAUGCAUUUUUUGUGCUAACCGGCACCAUUGGAUUUUAUGCGUGCUUUUGCUUCACAAGGCUUAUCUACUCAUCUCUCAAGAUCGAUUAAUGUGUAUAAAACAGGUCAUAUGCUUUAUGCUGUUGUUGCCUCCAACCAACAUUGUCUUAUAGGUAAGAUUCAAAGAUUAAGAUAUCUUCAUGCUUUCAGUUUCAGAUGUAAAACUUUAUUCGCAGUUUUGAAAUCUGAGUUCAUUUUUAAAACUGAUUAUAGAAUACCUUUUUUUCCCUCA
Molecule: messenger RNA, 2268 nt
Organism: Gossypium raimondii (Peruvian cotton)
Lineage: Eukaryota; Viridiplantae; Streptophyta; Magnoliopsida; Malvales; Malvaceae
Product: transmembrane 9 superfamily member 8
Exons: 7
Coding region: 150-2087 (645 amino acids)
Biological process (GO): protein localization to membrane
Cellular component (GO): membrane
Source: RefSeq, a predicted model, not a curated record